This is a messenger RNA of Rhineura floridana, 3450 nucleotides long. It is a transcript of the gene CTTN, whose product is annotated as cortactin. The record is from RefSeq and is a predicted model, not a curated record. Bases 215 to 1756 code for a protein of 513 amino acids. The transcript is spliced from 16 exons. NCBI's taxonomy places the organism in Eukaryota, Metazoa, Chordata, Lepidosauria, Squamata, Rhineuridae. Gene Ontology annotation, cellular component: lamellipodium; focal adhesion; cortical actin cytoskeleton. Gene Ontology annotation, molecular function: actin filament binding. Gene Ontology annotation, biological process: regulation of actin filament polymerization.
AGCGCAAACCCACGCGAAAGCACCCCUAGCGGAAUGCCAACCACCGGCGGAUCGCUUUAGCUCUCUCCCACCUGAUGACGCGCUGUGAUGCAAAACAGGAAACGGGAUCUUGGGAGAGGCGGAAAUUGCAGCACCAGCGGAGCUAGGAGAAAGAGGAGACGCUGCAGCGGAGAAGGAAGGAGCCUGGGCAGCCGGGAAGUGGGCUGGGAACAAAAUGUGGAAAGCAAGUGCAGGCCACACUAUCACUGUCAACCAGGAUGAUGGUGCUGAUGACUGGGAAACAGAUCCUGAUUUUGUGAACGAUGUGAGUGAAAAAGAACAGCGUUGGGGUGCUAAAACUGUGCAAGGAUCUGGUCACCAAGAACACAUCAACAUUCAUCAACUGAGAGAAAAUGUAUUCCAAGAGCAUAAGUCUCUGAAGGAGAAAGAACUCCAGACGGGACCAAAAGCUUCCCAUGGCUACGGUGGGAAGUUUGGUGUGGAACAAGACCGCAUGGACAAAUCAGCUGUUGGUCAUGAAUAUCAGUCAAAGCUUUCAAAGCACUGUUCCCAGGUGGACUCUGUGAAAGGUUUUGGCGGAAAGUUUGGUGUGCAAGCAGACAGGGUUGACCAGUCUGCUGUGGGAUUUGAAUACCAGGGGAAAACAGAGAAACACGCUUCACAAAAAGACUACUCAAGUGGAUUUGGUGGGAAAUACGGAGUGCAGGCUGACAGAGUGGACAAGAGUGCCAUGGGAUUUGAUUACCAAGGAAAAACAGAGAAGCAUGAAUCGCAGAAAGAUUACUCCAAAGGUUUUGGUGGUAAAUAUGGUGUGGACAAGGAGAAAGUGGACAAAAGUGCUGUUGGCUUUGAGUACCAGGGCAAAACUGAAAAACAUGAAUCACAGAAAGAUUAUACAAAAGGCUUUGGUGGAAAGUUUGGGGUACAGACCGACAGACAGGACAAAUGUGCCCUCGGUUGGGACCACCAGGAAAAAGUACAACUGCACGAAUCUCAGAAAGACUACUCGAAAGGAUUUGGUGGCAAAUAUGGCGUUCAGAAAGAUCGGAUGGAUAAGAAUGCAUCAACUUUUGAAGAUAUUGAGAAAUUGUCUUCAACAUACCAGAAGACCAAGCCGGUGGAAGCUGCGAAUAGCAAAACCAGCAACAUCAGAGCUAACUUUGAAAAUCUAGCUAAGGAAAAAGAGGAGGAGGACCGAAGGAAGGCGGAAGUUGAAAGAGCUCAAAGAAUGGCCCAGGACAAACAGGAGCAAGAGGAAGCCAGGAGGACGCUGGAAGAACAAGCCAAAGCCAAGAGACAAACUUCACCUCCAUCUCCUGCUGCACAGCCUGUGGAAGAAAAGCUGCCUUCAAGUCCAGUCUAUGAGGAUGCUGUUUCCUUUGAGUCUGGCUACAAGAGCCCAAACACAACUUAUUCAGCUGUACAUGAGCCAGAAACCAACAGCAAAGCUGAAGAAUCUGACUACCAAGAAGCAGUCAGCCAGCGAGAACCAGAUUAUAAAUCUGAGACAGUGUAUGAAGUGGCUGGAGCAGGAAACCAGUAUCGAGCAGAUGAAAAUACUUAUGAGUAUGAAAAUGACCUUGGAAUAACAGCGAUAGCCCUAUAUGAUUACCAGGCUGCUGGUGAUGACGAGAUUUCCUUUGAUCCUGAUGACAUCAUCACUAACAUUGAAAUGAUCGAUGAUGGCUGGUGGAGGGGAGUGUGCAAAGGCAGAUACGGACUGUUCCCGGCUAAUUAUGUUGAACUGAGGCAAUAGAAAAUGAUGUCUACCAUUUAUGCCUUAAUACCGUGAUCAUUCAUCUGAUUUAUUACACUACAAAUCAUGUUCUUUUUCUGGAGGAUGGAGGGGUCUAUACAUAUUCCUUUUAUAUUUAAGAUAUUUUGCUGAGGCUUUUAAAAAUGUUUAUGGGCUCAGAAAUUGCUUAAUAUAUUGUAACUCUUAUGUUCCCCACUUCAGCCUGUUAGCAUAGGUUUUUUAUGCUUUUUGAAAAUGGGCCUUUUCUUUUUUCCUUUGCCAAAUUGGUGAUGGUGUUCAUAACCAUUUUUGAAGCAUUUUUGGUUCUUUCUGACAGUAAUUGCAUGUCUCAUUUUGGAUCUGUACAUAUACUGAAUUCCCAAGUAAUUAUGUCCAGCUACUCUUGUACCAAAUAUUGUCAGUUUUCCAGUUCUGAACCGUGUGAGUUUAUAUCACAUUUCCAUAUGUAGGGAACAUUACAGUGUGGAUGGGGAAGAGCGUAGGAAGGCCUGAGAGUUCAAUUGAUGGAAAUGACUCAGUACGCAAAGCCUUUUUACAUUGAUAAUAGGAAGGAUCCAGUGCAGAUAAAUUUCUUUCUCUUGAGAAUUAUACAUGUAUCCACUGGAAAGUUCUUUUGGGGAGCUGCCAUUUAUUUCAGUGGGGCUCGUCCAGAAGAUGCUCUCAAAGGAUUAAUGUCGUAAGAAUUUGCUGCCUGUGUUCUUCUCCAGGGGAAGCCUCCAAUAUCUUGGCAAAAAAAGAACUUGUAUCGCUUUUAAUCCUCUGUGCCCAGAACACUGUGAGAUUUUUGGUCUCGAAAGACUUGCUUAGAAGUGUCCAUUGUUGUCUUGAAAAGACUACCCACCUUGCUGGCAGCCUUCUGCUGGCAUUGAGACCUCAUCUGCUACCCACAGACCAUAGUGAUGCUACCAUGAAGAUUAAGGAUGGGCGAUAAGUAUGUACAUACGUCAUUGCUUUUGUACAUACUGGUUUGUAUGAUUUGAGGGGGUGAGAGGGCCCGCUGUGUAAUAAAUGUGUUAUGCAACCAUAUUUCACUUAAGGAAUAUUAAUAAGAGUAGCUUAAAACGUUGCACGUAAUCUCUACUAAGCAAUGUGCAUAGAACUAUCACUUUUUUAAUGUUCACCUGAAACUGCCAGUAACGCUCUGAAUAAACAGUAAAGGUGUAUCUGCCUUUUGCCAAAUGUUAAGCUGAAGUUCUUGCCGCUACUUCAGUGGGAUAAGUUGAAAAUUGGGUUAGUUAUUUUGAUUGCAUAAGCAUCCCUACCAAAGACAGUACCUACAUGUGUUCAGUGUGUGUGUCCUGUCCAUUUCUAUUUGAAUGGAGAAAUUCAGGGAGAAACUGCUCUAGCAAAAAAAAAAGAGAGAAGGAAAAGACUCAUAAUAAAGGCCAGUGGAAUAUAAAAAUAUUUAUAUAUAAUGGCAGUGUACAGUCUUUCUAGGAAGCCGGCAUUGGGGUGGAGUUGAGAGGGAAAGGUGUUGACUAGUUGAGACAUUAUUUAAAAGGAAUGUCAUUUUUACCUUAUGUUAUCUUGCCCACUGGUUUCUUUCUGUCUCCCAAUUGCAUUAAUAGUAUUAUGUUGGGUUGGGCCAGAUUUUAUAUGCAGUUUAUCUUAUCCAAUUUUGCAUAGGACACCUCAUAGGGUACAUUAUUCCUUUUUUUGUAAAUUAAAUAUUCAAAUAAACUUUUGGAACCAUC